AUGACAGGUCAGUGGAUGGGAUGCAGGUCCUUCACAUGCUGGACAAGGUUGAAAUGUCAUGCUCCUGCAUGGAUACGCACAUAUGCGACAAGAGCUGGAUCGCUGGCAUCUCUACCACCCAAAGUCGGCACGUAUUUUCAAAGGCGUCUAGGCGAUGUCGAACAAAAACACAGCAUGAACCAAAAUGCUAUUGUCGCGCCGAUAGAUUCGCAUUUUAGUAUGCAAGAAUUUCGGUGGUCGCACAUGCCACGAAAUGUGCUCUUUGUCAAGAAGCACAGUGACACGCGCGUCACAAACGCAUUCAAGGACGCUAUUCAGUAUUUACGGAAGACAUACGAUGAUAUCAACAUUAUUGUUGAGGAAUCGACAGCCCACGAACUCGCACCUGACUUUCAGGACUUGAUCUCGUUUCGUGUCGAGGAAAAAGCACUAUUGGCAGAAAAGACGGAUUUCGUCAUUGCCCUAGGUGGUGAUGGUUCCAUUUUGCAUGUGUCGAGUUUGUUUGAUCAGCACGCUGUGCCUCCGGUUUUGAGCUUUUCUAUGGGCACUUUGGGAUUUCUACUCCCGUACGAUGUUCGUGCUUUCCCGGAGGCUGUCAACGAUGUAUUUCACUCGCGCUUCUCACUCGCCCUAAGAAAACGCUUGUGCAUGGGGCUCUGGGAUAGCAGGCCGGAACAAUGUUUGUGGCUUCCGGGCGAGAAUUCAUGCCGCGAAUUGCAUUUUAUGAAUGAGAUGGUGCUUCAUCGCGGCAGUGAUCCCCAUAUGACCACGAUGGAUGCGUUCGUGGAUGGUGAGCAUUUGACUCGCACAGUGGCAGAUGGAUUGAUCGUGUCUACACCUACGGGAUCAACGGCCUAUUCGCUUUCAUCAGGCGGACCUAUCGUGCACCCUUCCGUGUCGACUAUGCUGCUGACACCUAUUUGCCCUCGAUCAUUGAGCUUCCGCACAAUCUUAUUGCCGGACAAUGCUCAGCUACAGAUAUUUGUGGCGGAAGAUUCUCGCUCACAAGCAGAAGUGAGUGUAGAUGGUCGUACGAUUCACACACUCAAGUCGAGACAAUCUGCCUGUGUGCAAAUGUCGCCCUUUCCCAUUCCUUGUGUCUCAUUUUCACCUGAACGAAAUGUGGCGCGUCGAAGUGGCUCGUCAUAUACUCAUACCGAUGAUGAUCGUUCCGUCAUUUAUGACAGUUGGGUUCACGACAUCAACGUGCUGCUACGUUUCAACACAUCUUUUACGCCGCGUGACAAAUCAAUAUCGGAUGAACGACAGGUCGAGGCGGCAUAUCGGGGAAAUAUACGCGCUUCACCUGCGAAACCCAAAAAAAAACAAACAUCCGAGUGA
Messenger RNA from Malassezia restricta, 1341 nucleotides. Its product is annotated as mitochondrial NADH kinase. The transcript has 3 exons. The record is from RefSeq and is a predicted model, not a curated record. Gene Ontology annotation, biological process: NAD+ metabolic process; NADP+ biosynthetic process. Gene Ontology annotation, molecular function: NAD+ kinase activity. Lineage: Eukaryota; Fungi; Basidiomycota; Malasseziomycetes; Malasseziales; Malasseziaceae. Bases 1 to 1341 code for a protein of 446 amino acids.